UUCCCCUUAUAUAGGGUUUUGGGUUGUCGCAGAUGCAACGACCUUCGGCGAGGUCGUUGAUGUCCAUUUUAAUUCUGGGACGGACUGCCGACCGCGUUUGAUCGUGCGCCGGGUUCGAAGCGUCUCCCUUGAGUGGGGAGGCGUGUAGCAGAGUACCUUUGGAGUGUAGCUUCUUGCGAGCACGUGAUCGACUCUGAUUUGCUGUUCAGAGGAGUGGUUCAGAGGUCAUAAUAAAGGACUUCUGGAAGUGAAGUUUGAGGCCCAAAGAGGCUUUCAACGGCAUGGCUGCUCAAGUUGUGGAAGAACCACCAGUAGUGGAUGCAGCGAAGGCUGAGAAACUGAAGGCAGCUGCUAAUGCUGCAUUCCAGGCAAACAAAUUUUCCUCUGCAAUAGAACUGUACAGUCAAGCUAUUGAUCUAAAUUCUCAGAAUGCCGUGUAUUGGGCCAAUCGCGCUUUUGCCCAUACGAAGAUGGAGUCGUAUGGGAGUGCUAUAGAGGAUGCUACAAAGGCUAUCGAAAUCGACCCUAAAUAUUCAAAGGGAUACUACAGAAGAGGAGCUGCUUACCUGGCUUUGUUAAAAUUCAAGGAAGCUUUUAAAGAUUUUCGGCAGGUCCAAAGGAUGGUGCCCAAUGAUCCAGAUGCAAUCAAGAAGCUUAGGGAAUGUGAAAAAGCUAUUACUAAAAUCAAAUUUGAGGAAGCAAUUGCCAUUAAGGAUGAAGAAAUUCAUUCUAUUGCUGAGACUUUGGACUAUCAUACUAUAGAGGUGGAGAAGUCUUACCAAGGGGCUAGAAUAGAAGACGAUAAAAUUUCGCUGGAUUUUGUGAAAAAAAUGAUGGAUGACUUCAAGCAACAGCGCUCCGUUCAUUCCAGGUACGCCUUUCAGAUACUCAUGCAAACGCGAGAGAUUUUGUUAGCAACGCCUACUUUGGUUCACAUAACGGUUCCUGACAGAGGACAUUUUACUGUUUGUGGUGAUAUUCAUGGACAGUACUAUGACUUGCUGAACAUUUUCAAGCUUAAUGGUCUCCCCUCGGAAGAGAAUCCUUAUCUCUUUAAUGGCGACUUUGUUGAUCGUGGCUCAUUUUCGGUGGAAGUUAUUCUUACUUUGUUUGCGCUCAAAUGUCUCUAUCCUACAGGACUGUACCUUUCCAGAGGUAAUCAUGAAAGUAAGAGCAUGAACAAAAUAUAUGGUUUUGAAGGAGAAGUCAACGCGAAGUUCAAUGAGACUAUGACGAAGCUAUUUGCCGAGAUUUUUUGCUACUUGCCGUUGGCGAAUGUUCUGAAUAACAAAGUAUUCGUAGUCCAUGGAGGGCUCUUCAGUAACGAUAGUGUGAAGUUAUCUGAUAUAGCUGCAAUUGAACGGUUUAGGGAGCCUCCUGAUGAAGGUUUAAUGUGUGAGCUACUGUGGAGUGAUCCUCAUCCUGGCACGGGACGUGCACCUAGCAAACGCGGUGUUGGUGUUGCGUUUGGAUCAGAUGUCACUCACCGUUUCUUGGAAGACAACAAUUUAGAGCUAGUGGUGCGGUCCCAUGAGGUCAAGGAUGAGGGCUAUGAAGUGGACCAUGGCGGCAAACUCAUUACUGUCUUCUCUGCACCAAAUUACUGUGAUCAGAUGGGUAAUAAAGGAGCUUUUAUCCGAUUUGGGGCGCCAGAUAUGAAGCCUGAGUUCACGAAGUUUGGUUCAGUGUGGCAUCCAAACGUGAGACCUAUGCAAUAUGCGAACAACUUUUUUAAUUUUCUGGGUUAGAGGUGAUAUUUUAUUUAAUAUAGAACUUGGUUUCUCUAUGAUAUUUUCUGGUUCUGCAGAAUGUUGCUUUGGUCUUCA
This is a messenger RNA of Physcomitrium patens, 1826 nucleotides long. RefSeq names its product serine/threonine-protein phosphatase 5. Gene Ontology annotation, molecular function: hydrolase activity; protein binding. The record is from RefSeq and is a predicted model, not a curated record. NCBI's taxonomy places the organism in Eukaryota, Viridiplantae, Streptophyta, Bryopsida, Funariales, Funariaceae.